ACGACAUCAAAAACUCGCGACAAUCGGUUGGGGUGGAUAGGCAUAAAUACAACUUUUUUAAAUAAAUACACGCAAUAAAAAUAACUUAAUACGUGCAACGUGUUAAAAUAUAUUUUAGUGAUCAUAUUUGUCUUGACAAUUAAAGAUAUUUAAACGACACUUCAUUAUUCCUGUUUUAGAAUAAACCAUCAUGGGUGAAUUGGGUGCAAAGCUUGGAUUGGACGAGUUGGCGGGAGGAGCAGCAAGUAUCAGCAAGGCUCUCUUGGCAGAGUUCAUAGGAAACCUGAUCCUCAACCUGUUCGGCUGCGGCGCCUGCGUAAACAUCGCGAACUCCAACGCUGCUACGGACAUCGUACUCAUCGCGCUCGCCUUCGGUCUGGCCGUCUUCGCCAUCGUCUCAGCGAUAGGUCACGUUUCGGGAGGACAUGUGAACCCGGCGGUGACGGCAGGGCUCGCGUCGGCAGGCCGCGUGAAGCCUGUGCGCGCGAUACUGUACGUGAUCGCGCAGUGCGCGGGCGCCGCCGCCGGCUCCGGGCUGCUGAAGGCGCUCACGCCGGAGCGCGCCGCGGGCAAGCUCGGGGUCACUGGCCUCGGCACCGACGUUACUCCGCUUCAGGGCUUCGGCAUCGAGUUCUUCCUAGGCUUCAUUCUCGUCUUCGUUGUAUGUGGAGUGUGCGACCCGAACAAACCUGACGGAAAAUCGACGGCGCCGCUGGCGAUCGGCCUCACCGUGACGCUGGGCCACCUGCUGGCCGUCGACUACACCGGCUCCGCCAUGAACCCGGCGCGGUCCUUCGGCUCCGCGCUCGUCGCUGGCGACUGGGCCAAUCACUGGGUGUACUGGGCUGGGCCGAUCGCGGGAGGCGUCGCGGCCGCGCUGCUGUACGUACACGGUUUCUCCGCGCCGCCCGUGGACCCCGCGCCGCCGCGGUACCGCCCCGUCGCUGCCGAUGAAAAGGAGCUGAAGCGGCUGGACGGCGGCAAGGCGGAGGAGCUUGCCUGAAGCCGCGACCCGCUCGCGCGGGCCCGCCCGCGCGCGCGCGCGCCCGCAGGCGUUACCGUUCCCAGCGAAACGCACUACUACCGCCAACAAUAUUGAAGACGACACUCGCAGGCAUAUAGAUGACUAGACGCGACACCGCAGAAUACGCGUGCCAAAUAGUGCACUCGGAAUAAAGUGAACGGUCGGAGUGCUUCAGAGUCUGUGCGGAAAGAGAAGAGUUGUGGAGAUCAAACGAGUUUGUCACUAUAAAAAGGCGCGAAAUUAAAUUUUUCUAUGGUACUAUGAACAUUCGUCUACAUUUUUUUUAAUUUGCCGCUUUGCUUUAGUGGCAGAAGUGGCUUUACAGACUUUUUAUACGUAAGUAACUGCACUGCAUUUCUCUUUCCGCUCAGCCGGCCUAACCUAGGUCACAAUAUCGCUUUGACAAAGUUUCACUAUCAUUCUUCCAUAUUAGUGCGACAGUGGCAAAUGCUACGGAGACACCUAGAGUUUAACCAUGUCAGACGUUCACGAAAAAUAGUUUUAUGUGUAUUCACCAAUUAAAUAGUCUCUCUAGAUUCGAAUUAUAAUUUUAAAUCAAGAUAAUCAAUAAAAUUGCAGAUACCUACAUUUUUUCACAACUGUAUGUGUAACUCUAAAAUUUACACGCUUAGAUUUCAAAGAAAUCGGGAUACGUGUACGACGUCUCUUUAGAUAUAUGUCUGUGAAUAUACCCAAUGGAAAAGCGCGUCACGCAUUACAAAACUAAGUAGUUUAAUUUACCGCUACAACACUGUCUUAAUUUUUGAAAUUCACUAAGUACAUACCUAUUUCUAAUAUUAAGUGAUUUAUCUAGAUACAAUCUGUGCCUGUUAUUUUGCCGCUUCCCGCUCACAAACCAAGUAAGACAAACACAAGUUUGGUAUUCCUGAAUAGGUAUUACAUCUUUAAAAUAUGUACCUAUGCAAUGGACGAUCUUUUUGGGCGGCUAGAGCGGUUAUUAUUCAAGGUGUGUUUGUCUUCCAAGUCGCCUCAUAACUAUCUGCGGAGGUCAGUUUCAGAUCUCCAAAUAAUUAGUUACAAUCUCUGCACAAAUUGAUUUAAAUAAAUUAGCACCGUAUUACACAUUUUAUGCAAAAAAUACUCUGAAUUUAGUCUCAAUUGAUUCAUAAUUCAAUAGUAGGAGCAACGAAACAAUACGUAGGUAUCCAUAACUAAGUUAUAUAUUUGUAUAAGUGUUUGUGGAAUAUUAAAAUGUUCUAUUUUUAUGCUACUUCCUCUAUUUGCAUCUACAGAUACAGAUAUAAACCUAUUUUCCCAGUGCAUUAUAAUAAUGUUGCCAAUAGAGGUCGCAGUAAAUGUUAAUAUAAUUAACCAUAUAUUUACGUAAUCAACUUUGUACCAAGUAUUUGAAUCUUAUAAUCUGAAAUAAUGACGUGAAUAUAAGAUUUUUUCUCUAAAUAAUAAAUGCACCUGUAGUUAGUAAGUUUUCAUCUAUUUUUAUAUAAUAUUAAAUUUCUUCCGUGUAUGUUUAAACAUACACUAUUUGAAUCGAAAUAACUUUACAGUAAGUGUAUAUGUAUUGAAGAGCUGAUGUUUGCAUUGUGAAAUAUUUGAUGUAUUCUUAUCAAUAUAAUAAUUGGAGAUUAUACUCACUGUCGCCUGUACUUAUUGUACCAAUGCUGUAUGUGUUCAGCCUCCGGGAAUAUCAACUCUGAACCUUUUGACCGCCGCUACUAAUUUAUAUUCAACACGCAUUGGUAAACUUUGUUAGAACGUAUUAAGGUUCGUUUUUACCGAAACCUAUGUCGGUUGUGGCGGUCAAAGGGUAGGGUCAACUGUCAACUCUCUAGAAUUUCUGUGAAAUUCCUUCCCGCCUAGUGAAGUUUUACCCGUGUGUGUAUCAGUUAAACAACUAUGUCUUUAGCAAAUAAUUUUGAAUAAAAACUAUAUUUUAACGA
Molecule: messenger RNA, 2943 nt
Organism: Leguminivora glycinivorella
Lineage: Eukaryota; Metazoa; Arthropoda; Insecta; Lepidoptera; Tortricidae
Gene: Prip
Product: aquaporin AQPAe.a
Exons: 7
Coding region: 191-1003 (270 amino acids)
Biological process (GO): transmembrane transport
Cellular component (GO): plasma membrane
Molecular function (GO): water channel activity
Source: RefSeq, a predicted model, not a curated record